Molecule: messenger RNA, 1683 nt
Organism: Penicillium verhagenii
Lineage: Eukaryota; Fungi; Ascomycota; Eurotiomycetes; Eurotiales; Aspergillaceae
Exons: 1
Coding region: 1-1683 (560 amino acids)
Cellular component (GO): mitochondrion
Molecular function (GO): nucleic acid binding; ATP binding
Source: RefSeq, a predicted model, not a curated record
AUGUCAUCCCCUCCUAACCUCGAUGGCGCCCAGCCAUAUGCCACCAUGGCUGGCAAGCUCGAUUCCCGACUCCUCAAAGCCCUGGAGGUUAUGGACUUCAAGUUCAUGACUCCCGUCCAACAACGUGUUUUGACCGAACUCCCAGAUUGGCGCAGUGACUGUCUCGUCCAGGCCAAGACUGGUACCGGAAAGACCCUUGCCUUCCUUCUGCCAGCGCUGCACUGCCUCCUCCAGGGAAACAAUGCGCCACCCAGAGGUCAGGUCGCUAUCCUGAUUAUCACCCCCACCAGAGAACUCGCCCAGCAGAUUGCCAAGUCAUGCGAUCAGCUCACAUCACAAUUGUCAAAGCCCCUUGAGUGCCAUAUUGCUGUCGGUGGAACAGCUCGUGCUUCCGCUCACUCACGAUUCAUGAAGGGAGCCCCGUCAAUUCUAGUCGCAACACCAGGCCGCUUGAAGGAUUAUCUGUCCGAUGAAUACACCGCCGAGAAGAUGGCCAACAUUCAAUCGCUGAUUUUGGAUGAGGCCGAUACCAUGCUUGAGGCUGGAUUCUUGGCCGAUGUGAAGCAGAUCCUUCGUUUAGUCCCCUCAAAGAAGUCGGGCUGGCAAGGCAUGUGCUUCUCGGCCACUGUUCCACCCAAGGUCAAGGAUGUGGUCAAUGUGGUGCUGAAGGAUGGCUACACUAACAUUUCUACCAUUGAUAAGAACGAGUCACCAACACACGAAAGGGUACCCCAGUACCAUGUGGUGAUUCCAAGUGUGGCGUCCACCUUUACCACCCUCGCUACUCUUGUCAAGCUUGAGAGCCAAAAGUGCUCCAAGAUUAUUGUUUUCGGUGUUACUGCCAACAUGGUUGCUCUCUGCGCCAAGGUCUUUUCACAAGGCCUCACACCCUUGAACGUGUUUGAGAUUCACUCUCGCCUCAGCCAGAACAUCCGCACAAGAACCACCGCCCAGUUCAAGGAGGCAGCCACUGGAAUUAUGUUUGCCUCGGACGUUAUUGGCCGUGGUAUGGAUUUCCCCAACGUCGACUUGGUCAUUCAGGUCGGUUUGCCCUCCAACGGUGAACAGUAUGUUCACCGUGUUGGUCGUACAGCCCGUGCUGGUAACGAUGGCCGCGCGAUCAUCCUCCUUACCGAAGGUGAAUCUUUCUUCAUGAAGGUCAACCGUCACCUGCCCAUUAAACCCCACCCCCAAACCGAUGCAAUCCUCGCCGAGGCCCCCGCCUUCGCGGUCCCCGUCAACGAGGCUAUGUACCAGAUCGAUGAAGUCACAAAGCAACGUGCCUACUCAUCUUAUAUUGGAUUCUUCGCUGGAUCAGGUCUUCUGAAGCAGCUUCGUCUCGAUAAGGCCGGUCUUGUCCAACUUGCCAACGAGAUGGCCAUCCAAGGUAUGGCCUGCCCUGAGGCUCCUCCAAUGGACAAGAAGGUCAUUGGUAAGAUGGGUCUGAAGGGUGUUCCUGGAUUCAACUUUGGGAGCUUGGAUGAUUUGAAUGGAGGCGGCUCCGGCGGUCCUCGUGGACGUCCCAACGGCCGUCCCAAUAACAAGAAGCGCGAUGUUCUAAGCCCUGGAGGCGGCUCGCGACAAGGUGGAGUUGAGAAGUCUGGUGGUCGCGGAGGUGGCCGUGGAGGAGGCCGUGGCCGCGGAGGACGUGGUGGCCGUGGUGGCCGUGGCCGAGGCGCAUAA